Molecule: messenger RNA, 2133 nt
Organism: Vidua chalybeata
Lineage: Eukaryota; Metazoa; Chordata; Aves; Passeriformes; Viduidae
Gene: SYT14
Product: synaptotagmin 14
Exons: 9
Coding region: 72-1796 (574 amino acids)
Source: RefSeq, a predicted model, not a curated record
GCCGCGGCGCCCGGCAGCGCCUCUCCUGCGUGCGCUCCCUCCGCUUGGUACGGCCCACCCCGCCGGGGAUCAUGGCGAUUGAUGGUGGAGAACGAACUUGUGGUGUACAUGAACUGAUCUGCAUCAGAAAAGUAUCUCCAGAAGCAAUUGGAUUCCUGUCUGCAGUUGGGGUGUUCAUUAUUCUCAUGCUGCUACUUUUCCUAUAUAUUAAUAAGAAGAUGUGUAUUGAAAAUGUUAGUGGUUUCCCAGAUCUCGAUUCAGGAUACACUACCAGAAAGAAUUCACAAGAUAAACUUUACAAUUCUUAUAUGAGUAAAGACCAGCAUGGUUCAUCAUCUGAGAGUGAAGAUGAAGCACUGGGUAAAUAUCAUGAGGCCUUGUCUAGAACCCAGAGUUCCAGGCUGCCAGUGGUGGAUGGCAGACAGCAAAAAAACUAUAUAUGGGAAACCAGACAAAAAUAUAGUCCCCUGUCUGCAGAAUAUGAUGGAUACAGUAGUGAAGCCUCAAUAGAUGAAGCGAACUGCAUUCAGAGGAUGAGAAGAACACCUCCACUGGAUGAACUGCAGCCGCCUCCAUACCAGGAUGACAGUGGCUCUCCUCAUCUUUCCUGUACGCCUUCCGAAGUUGGAGACAGCAAAUGUGAAUAUUCCCAGUGUAGCAACAGCCCAAGAUGUUCAUAUAAGUGCCCAAGUGAGGGAAGCACGGGUCACGAGAUAGAAAGCUUUCAUAACAAAGGAUACGAAGAGGAUGUUCCAAGUGAUAGCACAGCGGUUCUCAGUCCAGAGGAUAUGUCAGCUCGAGGAUCAUCUUCACAGCUUCCUAAACCUUUUGAUCCUGAGCCAGUAGCUAAAUAUGGCACACUGGAUGUGACUUUUGACUAUGACUCACAGGAACAGAAGCUUUUGGUGACAGUGACAGCUGUCACAGACAUUCCAACAUACAGCAGGGCAGGUGGAAGCUCGUGGCAAGUACACCUAGUUCUUCUCCCUAUAAAGAAGCAGAGAGCAAAAACCAGCAUCCAGCGGGGACCGUGCCCUGUCUUCACAGAGACAUUCAAAUUUAAUCACGUCGAGUCUGAAAUGAUUGGGAAUUAUGCAGUUCGCUUUCGACUGUACAGCGUACGGCGCAUGAAAAAGGAGAGGAUUGUGGGAGAAAAGAUUUUUUACUUGACAAAAUUGAAUCUUCAAGGGAAGAUGUCAGUGCCAGUGAUACUGGAACCUUCUUACAGUCUGCCUGGUUGUGACUCUCAAAUGAGCAUGUCAGAAGUGUCCUGCAGUGAAAGUACCUCCUCUUGUCAGUCACUGGUACAUGGCUCAGCUCCAGAAAUCCUCAUUGGCCUCCUUUAUAAUGCUACAACUGGAAGAUUAUCAGCAGAAGUGAUAAAAGGCAGCCACUUCAAAAACUUGGCAGCAAACAGACCACCCAACGGACUGUUCUGUUGUCUAAAACACUUGAUAGGUGGACAGGUUUAUAUAAUCCGAGAUACGUAUGUUAAGUUAACACUGCUGAACUCCAUGGGGCAGGAGAUGUCCAAAUGCAAAACUUCAAUCCGCCGAGGGCAGCCGAACCCCGUGUACAAGGAAACCUUCGUUUUCCAGGUGGCGCUGUUCCAGCUCUCGGACGUGACGCUCAUACUGUCCGUGUACAAUAAGCGCAGCAUGAAGCGGAAAGAGAUGAUAGGCUGGAUUUCCUUAGGUCUCAACAGCUCAGGAGAAGACGAACUUAACCACUGGACUGAAAUGAAGGAGUCUAAAGGACAGCAAGUGUGUAGAUGGCAUACUUUACUGGAAUCGUAAUGGAUGGUAGAAAGUGCAGCCGUGGUUCUAAGGGAGCUUGUUCUCCCGGGAAGAUGAUCAUCCCUGGUCGCAUCAGCAGAUUCGUUGUGGGAGUAAAAAAUGGAAAUUGCGGUCAACAUUCCAUUGUAAAGGAUGCACAAAAUGGUGGGAUUUAAUAUAGAGUCUUCACUUGGUGUCAUGAACUUCCUUGGUGUCAGAGGAUCCUUGCUAUACACAGAUACGAUAGCGGUCCCUUCCCCAUCCACCUGAUGGUGUAUUUGUUUUGGUUUGUUUUGUGGUUUUCAAUUCAGAAAUAUUUUGUGUGAGGUUCUCCAAAUUAAUGUAAGCUCCUCCUUGU